This is a messenger RNA of Budorcas taxicolor (takin), 1874 nucleotides long. RefSeq names its product WASH complex subunit 1 (gene WASHC1). The transcript is spliced from 11 exons. The record is from RefSeq and is a predicted model, not a curated record. Gene Ontology annotation, molecular function: gamma-tubulin binding; actin binding; alpha-tubulin binding. The coding region runs from base 165 to 1586 and encodes 473 amino acids. Lineage: Eukaryota; Metazoa; Chordata; Mammalia; Artiodactyla; Bovidae. Gene Ontology annotation, biological process: Arp2/3 complex-mediated actin nucleation; endocytic recycling; exocytosis. Gene Ontology annotation, cellular component: recycling endosome; WASH complex; early endosome.
GACGGGCGGCCACUGGGGGCCCAGACCCGCGGCGCGGAGCCGGCGGAACUGACGGCUGGGGGCGGGGCCGGAGCUCCGGCGCCGGAUCACCCGGGAGGCGGAGCGGGCUGCUGCGGGGACCCGGCGCGUCGCGUCGCGGAAGCGGCGGGUGUAGCGCAGGCACCAUGACCCCCACGGGGACCCAGCAUUCUUUGGCCGGUCAGACCUAUGCAGUACCCCUCAUUCAGCCAGACCUGCGGCGAGAGGAGGCCAUCCAGCAGGUGGCAGAUGCCCUGCAGUACCUACAGAAGGUCUCCGGAGACAUCUUCAGCAGGAUCUCCCAGCGAGUAGAGCUCAGCCGGAGUCAGCUGCAGGCCAUUGGGGAGAGGGUGUCCUUGGCCCAGGCCAAGAUCGAGAAGAUCAAGGGCAGCAAGAAAGCCAUCAAGGUGUUCUCCAGCGCCAAGUACCCUGCCUCCGAGCACCUGCGGGAGUACGGCUCAAUCUUCACAGGGGCCCAGGACCCCGGCCUGCAGAGGCGUCCCCGCCACAGGAUCCAGAGCAAGCACCGCCCCCUGGAUGAACGGGCCCUGCAGGAGAAGCUGAAAUUCUUCCCUGUGUGUGUGAACACCAAGCCAGAGCCUGAAGACGAGGCUGAGGAGGGGCUGGGCGGGCUCCCCAGCAACAUCAGCUCUGUCAGCUCCCUGCUGCUCUUCAACACCACCGAGAACCUGUACAAGAAGUAUGUCUUUCUGGACCCCCUGGCCGGUGCCGUCACAAAGACCCAUGUGAUGCUGGGGGCUGAGACAGAGGAGAAGCUGUUCGAUGCCCCUUUGUCCAUCAGCAGGAGAGAGCAGCUGGAGCGGCAGGUCCCAGAGAACUACUUCUACGUGCCCGACCUGGGCCAGGUGCCGGACAUUGACGUGCCGUCCUACCUGCCUGACCUGCCAGGUGUGGCUGACGACCUCAUGUACAGUGCGGAUCUGGGCCCUGGCAUCGCCCCCUCUGCCCCCGGUGCCAUUCCUGAGCUGCCUACCUUCCACACGGAGGUGGCCCAGCCCUUCAAGCCAGACCUCGAGGAUGGGGUGCUGACGGCACGCCCACCACCCCCGCCACCUCCACCACCUCCCCCAGCUCCAGCCAUACAGAUCAGUGUCCCCCCGCCUCCGCCCCCGCCGCAGGCUGUGGCCCCGCCAGGACAGCCCGCCAGCGGGGAAGACAGCGGGGGUGCCUCCCCUUCAGCGCCAGUCCAAGGAGCGCCCAAGGAAGUGGUUGACCCCUCCAGUGGCCGGGCCACUCUGCUGGAGUCUAUCCGCCAGGCCGGAGGCAUCGGCAAGGCCAAGCUCCGCAGUGUGAAGGAGCGCAAGCUGGAGAAAAAGAAGCAGAAGGAGCAGGAGCAAGUGAGAGCCACCACCCAGGGCGGGGACCUGAUGUCGGACCUUUUCAACAAGCUGGCCAUGAGGCGCAAAGGUAUCUCUGGGAAAGGACCUGGGUCCGGGGCCAGCGAGGGGCCGGGGGGGGCCUUCGCCCGGAUGUCAGAUUCCAUCCCGCCCCUGCCUCCCCCACAUCAGCCCCCGGGCGAGGAAGAUGAGGAUGACUGGGAGUCCUAGGGCUGGGCUUAUCCUCCCCCAAGUCCCCGGUUGUACCAUGCCCCCGUGCAGAACAGCCGAAUAGGCUCCUUGGGGGAACGGGGUCACGGAGGACUCUCCAGCUCUCUUGCUGGGAUCUUCAAGGAGCAAAGAGGCUGCUUUCAGAGGCCAAACUGGGGACGGGGCGGAGGCAUGGUGGCGGGGGGGUGCCUCUGCCUGUGCUCCAGCCCCCUUCACCAGCGUGUGCUCCUCUUUCCUGGGGAGACUGCGGUAAAACAGUACAUGAAUCAAUAAAGAAGUGAUGCAAGA